This is a messenger RNA of Didymella exigua CBS 183.55, 909 nucleotides long. RefSeq lists its product as uncharacterized. Lineage: Eukaryota; Fungi; Ascomycota; Dothideomycetes; Pleosporales; Didymellaceae. Gene Ontology annotation, molecular function: zinc ion binding; DNA-binding transcription factor activity, RNA polymerase II-specific. The record is from RefSeq and is a predicted model, not a curated record. Gene Ontology annotation, biological process: regulation of DNA-templated transcription. The coding region runs from base 1 to 909 and encodes 302 amino acids. The transcript has 3 exons.
AUGUCAUCACAGAGGUCGAGCUCGAUGGAGGCACAUGACAACAUCCGGAAGCGAGUAUGCAAAGCUUGCGAUCGCUGUCGGUUGAAGAAGUCAAAGUGUGACGGAGCAAGUCCAUGCAGCCGGUGUAAAGCUGAUAACGCCAUUUGCGUGUUCGGAGAGAGGAAGAAGUCGCAAGACAAAGUCUACCCCAAAGGUUAUGUUGAGAUGCUCGAACAACAACAAGCCCAACUCGUCGCCGGACUACGAGACCUGUACACUCGCCUGCAAUCUGGGCAAGGUUGGCCAGGCCAGCCACUGCGUGAAGCGCAAGGAGGCCAUCCCUUGACACACGACAUCCUCGAACGACUUGACCUGUUACACGGACCGAGUGAAAACGGUGGUAAUUACGAAGGCUUCGAGGAGGACUGCAGUCGCAUGCAACACAAGCUGCUCGAACGGGGGGCGCCGCUGUCCCGCAGGCGCGGAUCAGCAAGCUCAGAUUCGGAGCACGGGCACACCUCGUCGCCGUCGUCAUACAGCGGUACACCAACCGCGAGGCAAUUUGCCUUCACCGAACCAUUCGUACGCAACAACGCACCGCCAACACCGCCUAUGAACAGUCCAUUCCCGAGACAAUCGCAAGUGGCAGCUCCCGUAAAACAAGAAUCGCCUGUGGUGUCGUCGACCUUUAUGCAGACUGGCGCUCUGGAUCCUUCAGCGCUCUCGAGAGCCUGGAUGGCCGAUUCGAUGAUGAUGGAAGAGCCAAUGGACUUCAAGUCCAUGAACGGGUUCGAGAACUUCAACACGUACGAUCAGAUCAUGAUGGUCGACCCGAUCUUCAUGGAUCCCAAUGACCCAAUGAUGCCAGACUGGAACAGCACAAACGACCUGGACUUCAACAACUUCAUACAAAACCCGGUCGGUGCAUGA